Molecule: messenger RNA, 564 nt
Organism: Kazachstania africana CBS 2517
Lineage: Eukaryota; Fungi; Ascomycota; Saccharomycetes; Saccharomycetales; Saccharomycetaceae
Exons: 1
Coding region: 1-564 (187 amino acids)
Source: RefSeq, a predicted model, not a curated record
AUGCCUAGAUUGAGGAGACUAGAUGCUAAGUUACUUGGUUUUGGAAGUCCGACUGGUACUGAUGAAGUACCAGUGAGCGAUAUGCCGUUAGACACUGAAGAGCAGGAAGAAUUACUGCAAAGAUUUGAGCUUAUAAACUAUUCAAAGAAUAAAAAGAAUGUCAAUGUUCUAAGUCUGUUAUACUUAUUAUGUGGUGGUAUAUUCCUCAUUAUGGCUACAAAGACGAAGUCAAGAUCUGUGUCAUCUAUUUUGCUCGCAGGGUUUCAAUCUAUUAUAUGUUCAUGUGUCACGUUGAGGUACAAUUUGAUGAAUGACGUUUCGAUUCUUAAAAAACUCAAAUUUAAGGUAAGUAACCGUACAGUUGACAUUCUAAACGGCAUAAUACUGAUAUUAAUACUGUGGGUAAGUACAAGCCACUUUGAAGGCAGUCGAUCUCUACAGUUUCUGUUUCAGAUACCGUUAUUGCUAUUUAUCGUCGCACAGAUGACUAAGAAAUGGACACUUGAACUAGAGAAAGACAUCAGCAGUUUGAGACAACUCAAAUAUAAGUAUAAAAACGUAUGA